This is a messenger RNA of Sus scrofa (pig), 969 nucleotides long. Its product is annotated as olfactory receptor 4F4-like. Lineage: Eukaryota; Metazoa; Chordata; Mammalia; Artiodactyla; Suidae. The record is from RefSeq and is a predicted model, not a curated record. Gene Ontology annotation, molecular function: olfactory receptor activity; G protein-coupled receptor activity. Gene Ontology annotation, biological process: G protein-coupled receptor signaling pathway. Gene Ontology annotation, cellular component: membrane.
ACUACAGAAACUAUUUCCUGGCAUGAAUCAAUAAGUGGAACAAAUCACUCCAUGGUGACUGAGUUCAUUUUUCUGGGACUCUCCAAUUCUCAGGAACUCCAGACUUUUCUAUUUGUGUUCUUUUUGGUAUUCUAUGUAGGAAUUGUAUUUGGAAACCUUCUUAUUGUCCUAACUGUGGCUUCUGAUUCUCACCUUCACUCCCCCAUGUAUUUCCUGUUGGCCAACCUCUCACUCAUUGAUCUGUGCCUGUCUUCAGUCUCAGCCCCCAAGAUGAUUGCUGACUUUUUCAGUAAAUGCAAGGUUAUCUCUUUCAAGGGCUGCCUUGCUCAGAUAUUUCUCCUUCACUUCUUUGGUGGGAGUGAGCUGGUGACCCUUAUAGCCAUGGCCUUUGACAGAUAUGUGGCCAUCUGUAAACCCCUUCGCUACACCACAAUUAUGUCUAGCAAUGUAUGUGUUGGCAUUGUUGCUGCUGCAUGGGGAACUGGCUUCCUCCACUCAGUGAGCCAGCUGGCCUUUGCAGUGAACUUACCUUUCUGUGGUCCCAAUGAGGUUGAUAGCUUUUACUGCGACCUUCCUAGGGUCAUCAGGCUUGCUUGUACAGACACCUAUAGGUUGGAUAUCAUGGUCAUUGCUAACAGUGGUGUGCUCACUGUGUGUUCUUUUGUUCUCCUAAUCAUCUCGUACACUGUCAUCCUAGUGACCAUCCAGCAUCUCCCUUCACAGAAGUCAUCCAAGGCCCUGUCUACUUUGACUGCUCAUAUCACAGUAGUUCUUUUGUUCUUUGGACCAUGUAUCUUCAUUUAUGCCUGGCCAUUCCCCAUUAAGUCAUUAGAUAAAUUCCUUGCUGUGUUUUGUUCUGUGGUCACUCCUCUCUUAAACCCAAUUAUAUACACACUGAGGAACAAAGACAUGAAGACUGCAAUGAAACGGCUCAGAAAAUGGAAUAUGAACUCGAGGAUAAAGCCUUAG